Gastrolobium bilobum is the source of this 1383-nucleotide messenger RNA. Its product is annotated as coatomer subunit beta'-1-like. The record is from RefSeq and is a predicted model, not a curated record. The coding region runs from base 230 to 1153 and encodes 307 amino acids. Gene Ontology annotation, cellular component: COPI vesicle coat. The transcript has 10 exons. Gene Ontology annotation, biological process: endoplasmic reticulum to Golgi vesicle-mediated transport; retrograde vesicle-mediated transport, Golgi to endoplasmic reticulum; intra-Golgi vesicle-mediated transport. NCBI's taxonomy places the organism in Eukaryota, Viridiplantae, Streptophyta, Magnoliopsida, Fabales, Fabaceae. Gene Ontology annotation, molecular function: protein binding.
CAUGUGUAAUCUACGGCAGCAAAGACACUGUAUGACUCCUUUUUGGGUCGUAUCUGUCUAUUUUAAUAGUAAAGAAAUAUUUUCAUUUUUUUCCCAUUUCUUAGCUGCGAAGCAUCCUUUACUACAUAAACUAAAAGAUCCCCCAAUGUUUCCCAAAUCUACAACUUCAUUACUAGCAACCAAACAUCUUUGGAUCAACAACCGAAUUUGGAGCCACCAACUUUAGAAUAUGGAGCAGACUCUCUCCUUUGAAAUCGAGCAUGAAUUUGUUCAAAACUCCGAAAGAGUGAAGUCUGUUGAUCUGCAUCCAACUGAGCCAUGGAUUCUACUGGGUUUGUAUUCAGGAACUAUUUCUAUUUGGAAUUAUCAGACAAAGACUGAAGUCAAAUCUUUCACAUUCACUGAAUCUCCAGUCAGAUCGGCAAAGUUCAUUGCUCGGGAAAACUGGGUUGUUGCCGCGAGUGAUGACAAAUAUAUCCGCGUCUACAGUUAUGACAAAAUGGAAAAGAUAGUACAAUUUGAGGAACACACAGAUUAUAUCAGGAGUUUGGCUGUGCAUCCUUCGCUGCCAUAUGUGGUGUCAGCUUCUGAUGAUAAAGUUGUAAAGGUGUGGAAUUGGAGUGAAGGUUGGGCUUGUUAUAAGACCAUUGAAGGGCACUCGCUUUAUGUGAUGCAAGUGGCAUUUAACCCGAAGGAUCCAGCUACCUUUGCCAGUGCAUCCCUUGAUGGCACCUUGAAGAUUUGGAGUCUUGAUUCCUCAACUCCAAAUUUUACCCUGGAUGGACACUUGAAAGGAGUGAAUUGUGUUGAUUACUUCAUUAGCAAUGACAAACUAUAUCUUUUAAGUGGUUCUGAUGAUUACACUGCAAAGAUAUGGGAUUAUCAUUCUAGAAACUGUGUACAAACACUUGAAGGACAUGGAAACAAUGUUACAGCUGUAUGUGCUCAUCCUGAGCUUCCUAUAAUAAUAACAGCUUCUGAGGAUUCUACUGUUAAAAUAUGGGAUGCUGUCACAUACAGGUUUCAGACUACGUUGAACUUUGAUCUCGGAAGAGUAUGGAGUAUUGGAUACAAGAAAGGAUCACCUCAGCUUGCUUUUGGUUGUGACAAAGGAUGUGUUAUCGUUAAGGUGAACGUCAAAGCUGCCCAAUGAAACGAGACUAAAAGGACAAACUAAACUGCUUUAUCGGACUUUGGAAGGAGGACUACAUUUAACAUAUCUGCUGCUGCAGAAAUUACAAAUUAUGACAACUCUAAAAUAGAAGACCAACGGCAGAAUCGCAUGUUCUCUUUGUAGUUGAGCUUAGCAGAACAUGCUAUUUUGUUGUUCGUUGUUUGUAUUUUAAGUUGUUGCCCGAAUAAAUUAGUUUAAGUAUAUACUGU